Lycium ferocissimum is the source of this 1305-nucleotide messenger RNA. Its product is annotated as cysteine protease RD19A-like. Gene Ontology annotation, cellular component: lysosome. The transcript is spliced from 4 exons. The record is from RefSeq and is a predicted model, not a curated record. The coding region runs from base 45 to 1124 and encodes 359 amino acids. Gene Ontology annotation, molecular function: cysteine-type endopeptidase activity. NCBI's taxonomy places the organism in Eukaryota, Viridiplantae, Streptophyta, Magnoliopsida, Solanales, Solanaceae.
AACUCAACUCAGAGAAAACGGAAAACAUAACUCAUAAAUCAACAAUGGCUCUUCGUUUCUCUUUCCUUUUCCUGUUCUCUAUCCUCUUAACGACGUCGUUAUUAGUGUCCGCUAACGACGAUAUUUUAAUCCGUCAAGUGGUUAACGACGAUAAUGAUCAUAAUCACGAUCAUCACUUCACGAUAUUUAAGAAAAAUUUCGGCAAAACGUACGCCUCUAAUGAGGAGCAUGAUUACAGAUUCUCGGUAUUUAAGGCUAACUUGCGCCGUGCAAUGCGUCACCAGCAGCUUGAUCCGUCUGCUGUACACGGCGUUACUCAGUUUUCCGAUCUGACGCCGGCGGAAUUCCGACGGAGCUUUACCGGCGUUAACCGCAGGUUACGGUUACCUUCUGAUGCGAAUAAAGCUCCGGUUCUUCCAACGGAGGAUCUUCCGAAGGAUUUUGAUUGGAGAGAACAUGGUGCCGUCACGCCAGUAAAGAAUCAGGGUUCAUGCGGGUCAUGCUGGUCGUUUAGCACGACUGGUGCGUUAGAAGGUGCCAACUUUCUUGCAACAGGGAAGCUGACAAGCCUUAGCGAGCAGCAACUUGUGGACUGUGAUCACGAGUGUGAUCCAGAAGAAAAAGGUUCUUGCGACGCUGGGUGCAGUGGUGGGCUAAUGAAUAGUGCCUUUGAAUACACUCUCAAAGCUGGUGGACUUAUGCGAGAAGAAGAUUAUCCAUACACUGGCACUGAUAAGGCAACCUGCAAAUUUGACAACACCAAAGUUGCAGCUAAAGUUGCUAACUUUAGUGUUGUCUCACUUGAUGAGGAGCAAAUUGCUGCUAAUCUUGUCAAGAAUGGCCCUCUCGCUGUUGCUAUCAAUGCAGUGUUCAUGCAGACUUAUGUUGGCGGAGUCUCCUGCCCAUAUAUAUGCUCUAAGAAUUUGGAUCAUGGUGUCUUAUUAGUUGGUUAUGGUACUGGCUUUUCUCCCAUUCGAAUGAAAGAGAAACCGUACUGGAUCAUCAAGAACUCGUGGGGAGAAAAAUGGGGAGAAAGUGGAUACUACAAAAUCUGUAGAGGCCGCAAUGUUUGUGGAGUGGAUUCAAUGGUUUCAACAGUUGCAGCUGUUAGUACCAGCUCAUAGCGAAAUUUAACGUCUAUUUUUACAGACUACACUAUUAAUGUAAAUUAAGUGUAGCUAGUAUUUUCCAGGACCCAUCAAUCAUUUGGGACAUGCGAAUUGUUGUUGCUUCAAAGAAAAAGAUAAGCUUCUAUUUCAUUGUUUCAAUUCAAGAAACUCCAAAAUAAAGCACAUUUGUCAUUGA